Messenger RNA from Cuculus canorus (common cuckoo), 2572 nucleotides. RefSeq names its product dual adaptor of phosphotyrosine and 3-phosphoinositides 1 (gene DAPP1). Bases 96 to 866 code for a protein of 256 amino acids. The transcript has 9 exons. Lineage: Eukaryota; Metazoa; Chordata; Aves; Cuculiformes; Cuculidae. The record is from RefSeq and is a predicted model, not a curated record.
GGGGAGGAAGGUGCUGCCCGCCCAGGAGAGGGCGGGAGGUGCUGCCCGGGAGGAGGAGCCGGCAGCCCAGACGGCCGCGGGGCCGCGGCGGGACGAUGAGCCAGAGCCGGGAGCCGCUGGAGCGGGAGCUGGAGGCGCUGGGGUGGUAUCACGAUAACCUUACUCGCCAUGCAGCGGAAGCGCUGCUGCUUUCCAACGGGAAGGAUGGAAGCUACCUCUUGAGGAAGAGUAAUGAAAGAGAAGAUUUGUACUCCCUCUCUGUAAGGGGAAAAGAUUCCGUGAAACACUUCCACAUUGAGCAUACAGGAACUUCAUUCAAAUUUGGAUUUAAUGAAUUUUCUAGCUUGAAGGAACUAGUCAUGCAUUUUGCAAAUCAGCCUUUAAUUGGAAGUGAAACAGGAACAUUAAUUGUAUUGAAGCAUCCCUACCCACGAAAAGUAGAAGAACCUUCCAUUUAUGAGUCUGUCCGUGUUCACACAGCGAUGCAGACGGGAAAGACAGAAAGCGAUCUUGUUCCAAAUGCUCCCUCACUUGGUACAAAAGAAGGAUAUUUGAUAAAACAAGGCAAAAUAGUCAAGAAUUGGAAGACAAGGUGGUUUACACUGCAUAGGAAUGAACUUAAGUAUUUCAAAGACCAGACAGCCACAGAACCAAUUCGGGCACUUGAUUUAACUGAAUGUUCAGCUGUGCAAUUUGACUACUCCCAGGAAAGAGUCAAUUGUUUCUGUUUAGUGUUCCCACUAAGGACAUACUACCUGUGUGCGAAAACUGGAAUAGAGGCUGAUGAGUGGAUUAAAAUACUGCGAUGGAAACUGUCACAAAUACGGAAGCAAGUGGAGCAGCGCAACAGCACCCUCAGUUCCUAGCUACACCUCCAGUACUUCUGCUCCAUUGGCAGGAAUUGUCUCUUUGCCAAGGACAAGGCAUCUCUUACCGGACAGUUUCCCAUGUCUCCACUGCUCACAGCGGGCACGCAUGUGUUUCUGUAUACCUGCACAGAGACGCUUGCAUCCAGCUCUGCAUACAGAGCCAAGUACUCUGGGGUGCCGAGUCACAGAGCGCUGGUUCGAUUUGCACAGUGUGUGCCUGCAAUGCACUCACUUCAGACACCUGUUAACUAAUCACAGAGGUGGGCACUGUAAGACUUCUGUGGUUACGCAGAGCACUUGGUAAUUUAUUGCAAGCUCCAUCACAACUAACUGUUAGUGGCACAUUCUGUACCUCAAGCCUGUUAUUUAAAAAUCUCUCCUUUCUGGAAACAUUAAAUAUUUCUUUUGUAUUACAUGUUUAGGCUCUAAACCAAAAGAAAAACAGCAGAGGUUUACAUUUUUGUAAAUAAUAUCUAUAUUACAAUCCAGAGAAUACUUCAAGGCCUUUUUCAAGGUGCUGGAUGAGCAGCACUUAGUUCUGGUGAAAUAUGUUUUCCUACAGCUUAGAUUUGUACUGCAGUGAUGGCAACAAGUGAAUAUAUUGUUUCAAACAGCAUAUGUAGGUAACACUGAGCAGCAUGGUUCGAGCAUGCUUGUCUAUCAACUCAGCAAACCUCUCCCAUUCUGCAGAUGCUGUGGCACAGAGCUUAGUACUGCUCACACAGCAGGUGAGCGUUCAACAGAUGCCUUUAUUGUGAGAAGACAAGAAGAGGAGGGGAAAGCAUAAUGGAGGAAGAAAGAAAAAUCUAGAUUUGGACAUAGGAAUAGCAUUUUAUUUCAACUUAGAAAUUAAAAAUAUUUGUAAAUAUUUUUUAUACAGAGUGUUUUCUGAAUGUCAUUAUAAAACUACCAAAGGUCUUCUGUAUUCCUGUACUGUAAAAACUUUGUCCUCCUUUUCCCUUAAGAAGUAGUUUAACAAACUGACAUCUUCCAUUUAGGUAAAAAGCUUUGAUGAGUUUGUGUGAGAGGGGCAGUGCAAGGGGAAGAGAGAGAUGGUGUUCUCCAAUGGCACCACUGUUCUGUGAAAAUGGCUUGGAAAUAGAGCUUGAAGCCUAAUGACAGAAGCAGGCUUCUUCACAGGAAUGGGCUGCAUUACAAAAUGCUAGAAACAAGUUCAGCACAUGGUGUCACGAACUGGAGCCAGAAAGAGAAACAGCAUUUUGUCGGCCUAGGGAGCAAAGUCACAGACGGAAGAAUUGAACAGAACCUAACAGCAAGAGUUGGCCUUGGAUGGGACACAAUCAGUUUUGCCAGAAAUACAUGCAGAGACUCUCUGAGGCUCUGUCUCCAGCUGCAUCUGGACCAGCAACAGAAAGCUCAAGCCAGGAGCUCAGUUUAAAUGGAAAAAAGUUGACUGACAAAUUUUGAUCUCCCAAGAGCUUUUGAGCCAUGAUUUCCCAGUCCUUAUUUCCAGCAGCACCGUUUCCCCCCAUCCUGCCUGAUGCUGAAGGCGGGUGAGGUAUAAGGGAGAGUGUGUGGUGGUGCUCCCUUUCCCAGCCUGAGGCAGAGACCUGCCAAGAACUCUCCUCUAGACCAGCACCACUACACUGCACUCAUCACAAGGGGAAUGUGGGAGGGAAUGAGGCAGGGUAAGGAGCAUGGAAGCCAGUCGGCACUAAUCUACAUCAUCUUGCAACUCAGUA